Molecule: messenger RNA, 844 nt
Organism: Synchiropus splendidus (mandarinfish)
Lineage: Eukaryota; Metazoa; Chordata; Actinopteri; Syngnathiformes; Callionymidae
Product: granzyme A-like
Exons: 5
Coding region: 21-785 (254 amino acids)
Biological process (GO): proteolysis
Molecular function (GO): serine-type endopeptidase activity
Source: RefSeq, a predicted model, not a curated record
CUGACUCCUUUCCACCAACCAUGUUCCUCCCCGCGGCCGCGCUUCUCUCUUGUGCGCUUGUUCUGAGCGUGGACCCAGGUCGCGGAGCAGAGAUCAUCGGAGGGGCGGAGGUGCAGCCCCACUCGCUCCCCUACAUGGCCCACCUGAAGGGUGACAAGGGCUCCUGCGGCGGGACGCUGAUCCACCCCAAAUGGGUUCUGACCGCGGCUCAUUGUGUUGGAAUGACCCAUGUGGUGUUGGGGUCUCACUCCGUCACCAACCAUGAGGAGGAGCAGCACGUGAGGCAGUACCGGAACGUGUCCCGCUGGGUCCCCCACCCCUGCUACUCUGAGGACGUUCACAUAAAUGACCUUAUGCUGCUGGAGCUGGACCGACCCGUGUUGAAGACCAAGACGGUGAAGUGGCUGAAAGUGGCUGAAGAGGUGGAGAAGCCGGGGACCUGCACCCAGUGCAUGGUUGCCGGGUGGGGAAUGACCUGCUACGACGCUAUGCAGGGCUCCAACGUGCUGAGGCACACCUCAGUCACCGUCUUCAACAGGAAAACCUGCAACUCUGCAGAGUUCUACAACAGCAGACCUCGGAUCCCCACCGGCAUGAUCUGCGCCGGCUCGCUGCCGGGGGACAUCCAGCAGAGUCCCUGGAAGGGCGACUCCGGCGGGCCGCUGGUGUGCGAUGGUGCGGUGGUGGGAGUGGUCUCGUUUGGGAUGCCAGACAAACCGGUGGUGUUCAACUUCCUCUCCAUAAAGCGCGUCGAGUGGAUCCGGAAGACUAUUAGCAACUGCUGAACCUUCAGUGUUAAUAAAUUCACCCGUUAGAGCAUCAGUCACUCUGUUCGUCUGUCACA